UUAAAAUACUAAACAACGGUCUGAUUUUAAAUUUAUUUCGAAAUAUGAGCCCGUAUUUAUAUAUAACAUGGUGUGGGCCAAAAGUCAGUUAACCGUUCUAAAAAAAACUAAAUCACUCUACUUUUCAAAUGCUUAACGAGCAGUUAACUGACUUUCGGGCCAAUCUUUACGUAUCUUAUAUUUAAAUUGUUUAUUAUAUAUCGAGAAAAACUUUUUUAUGUUUAUAAUAAACGAACGUAGAGGAGUUUCUCGAUACGCUUCUUUAUUAGGAAUCCAUUGGCCCAUAGAAACGUUCAGCGUAACGAGAUACACAAAGCAAAACUUUGACAGUAGGCCUCACAUUAGUCAAAUUUGAUAAGGUGGUUGUUUCUAUUUUUAAAAAAUUAUAUAAUUAAAUAGCUGUGGACUGUUUUUCGCAAUUAAAGUCGCGAACAGGAUAUACGAACGAUUAAGCAUAUUCUGUACUAGUAGAAGGACCUGACGAAAAAUAAUAGAAUUAGCACAUAGUCGAAGCGAGCCUUAUGAAAUAAUAGAAAACGGCAUAAACUUUACGAUUACGCGGUUUUAAUUUCGUAGAUCAGCUUACCCCGAAACGACAUCGUUACUAUUUUAAUUUCUGUACCAAUUUCGGUAAUUAAUAGACAAUAUAACUUCGGAUGCUGCUAAUCUCUUACUGGUAAUUACAGUCGAAUUGCCUUUACUAUAACACAGUGUAACAGAAUUACUACAAAAGUGCUCCAUAGAUUGAAUUGCGAGCUUAUAAUUUCGUUAAAUUAAGAUUUUAAAUUAUACAUUUAUACACUUAUAAACGCUUCCAAACUGGUUAAUUUUGGCAAUUUUAACGUGUUUCUUCGUUACUUCCGCAGCUUUUAAAACGUCGACGUUUUAAAGAUAGAAGAAUUGAUUAACUAGUGUGACGAGUGGAUACUUUUUGUGUACCGUGCAGGCCACGUGUCCGUCACGAGGUCUCGCUUCUCUUCUUUCGACAAUUAGUUCACAAUUUUAAAGAUGGCCAUCUUGGAAUCCAACAGUGAAGAACCCUCGGAUUACAAAGGUCCUUCCUGAAAUCUCCCGCUGCGCUUCCUAUUAUUAAUUGGAUACACUACUUAUUAUUUUGUUACGUCACGAACUAUUUUUUUAAAAAAAAGUAAUAGGUAUGGCCGUCUUUUGACCUUUUAUAAAGGUCAGAUAUCGAGAUAUCGAAGCUUUUAUGGGGGAAUGGAUUGUGUUUUUCAAGGGGGGACUUGAUUUAGACGUUGAAUUUCCGUUUAAGGAAUCAAAAUUCGUUUGAUUUUUUAUUUAUUUAUAAGUGUAGAUUUAAAAUGAUUUUUAGCUUACGUGUUAAAAAAACACCUGAUAUAAAGGGAUUACACGUGCAUAAAAUCAUAAGAUAUAGGCCUUAGAUCCCUACAUAUAUACAGGUUUUAUUAAUUAAAAAAUGGUUUUGUGUAUGUUAUACAUUGAAUUUUAUCUUGUAAAUUGAGGUUCGAGUGAGUAAUAAGUUAAACAGAUAUUGUUACUCUUUUAGUAGCUUGAUAAUAGACGAACUUUCGUAGAUAAGCUCAUAGGCCUACGCAUGAUUAGAUAAGAAGGCGGCCUCUUCGUUAAGGGGCCUCAAAUAAUAACAAUAAAAUUGUUUUUAUUCGAUCUGAAAUAUUUUUAAAAUCAACAUUUUCAAGAUAGAAGAGCCUAAGUUUUUGCAUCCCCUUUGAAUGGACAGCAUAGGAAUUUGAAUUGCUAUUUUUUUUUUUAAAGAAAUGGUGGACGAAAAGUCGGUUAACUGUUGCAAAAGCUAAAUUAUUAUCUUGUUUAAAUACUAUUACUCUUAAACUAUGCAAAAAUCAGUUAUCUGAUUUUUGGGCCGCUCUGUACGUUUGCAUUAACAAGGUUUAAUUUUCUUUGUUGAUUUUGAAUAGGGCCUGUGAGAUAUGUGAUAGGGCCCUAUUAUUUACCGGGAGAGGGGUAAGAUAUCCCAUAAAUGUGAAACCUUAUCCCCUCUCCCCGAGCCUUAAUAUAUAAAUAAAACAAAUAGAAGCAUUUUUAAUCACUUAUCAAAACGAACGUUAUCGUGUUUUUUUUUAUAUAAAAGAUUAAAUUUUGGGACUCCCUGUCCAGGAUUCGGAUUAAAAGGCCCUGACGGUAUCUUCUCUACCCUACUAUGGCAAUUAUAUUGAUAUUAAAUUAUAGUUUGUCAAUAAAAAAAAUUACUGUUCUCACUUCAGUAAUAACUGGCUGGAUGGUAGAGGGACCCAAUAACCUAAUCCGUUCGCCCUCUACCCCAUUCCACCCUGUAAAAGUAAAGUAACAAGUGGGAAUAAAGAUAAGAGGACAUCUAAUCAUCACCUCGCGCGCAUCUGUUCAUCAUCAUGUUCAAUGUUUGUUAUUAAUGCAUCGCGAUAGACAACUGCAAUCGGAUAGCAUUUCUCUUGUAACCUAUGCAAACAAUCAAUAGAGGGUUGUUAAGGAUUGAACUCGUUUCUUUCCCUCCCUACGGUUGUCUUUUUCCGAACGAUUUAAUUCUGGGUUCGAUUACCAGUUAACAAAUGGGCCGUCACUAACUGUUGGCUCGCGUCACGCAGCGGAAAAUCCCAAUAAUUUUCAUUAACUUGCUUAAUAGUUAACUUAAUUACUUCUUGUUUCCCCCUAGUCUUAUGGCAUAACGUCCUGUCUGGUUGUAUGUCCGGUUCUGCCUUUCUUCUGUACGGCAUUGGGUGACCGGUCCGAUAACCUAUUCUCUCCCUUUGGUAUUGUUUAUCGAAUCAGUGUGUAGAUUGUUUAUUUUUCCUGUUUCUUCUUCCGUCUUCAAAGGAUUCAAGUUUUAAUCUUUGUUUUCUUAUGUAUUUAUAUAUUUUUAGAUACAUUUUUUUUUCUUUUUUUUUUAAAUUUCAUCGUUUAUCUCGCAUCAGUUUAUGAUGAGGUCGAAGGUCUUGCAAAGGACUUGAAGCAUUCAAUUUUAGGAGGCUUCAAAAUUUGAAAUGUUCAGAUCUUAUCGUUUAUUGAAGACAUCAAAACAGUUUUUUCCCUCGUCACAUUUUGAAUGUCAGCAGUGUUUUUAAGCCCUCAUCAAUGUAGAGUAUCAAACUAGCUGCUUAAAAAAAACACACACAGAGAAACUCCUCGACGUGUCUUCAAUUUUGGCUUCAAAAACUUCAGAUUUUACAAGCCAAAAUUGCAGAACUCUCGUUAAAUCAUUUUUUGAAGCCUAAAUUUUGCAGCAUUCUUGUAAAAUCCGAUAAACUUUGGCAGUUUUUGCAGGUGAAAUUUAUAUCCUAAAAAUACCAAAACACUGAUAAUCGAAAUCACACCAUUAUUUGAUAUCACGUGCGGAAUCAAGGCCAUCAACGAAACCCAGAAAAAAAACGGGCUUUAAAAAAAUAAGAAAAAAAAAUCAGUGCCGAUGACAAGAUUCCAAAAUGUAAAUUCCCCAACAACACCCUGAAAAAACAGAAGAAAGUGAACGGGAAAAAAAUCAUUUCACUCACUCUGCUCCUCGUCUACUCCCCACAACACGCCAAAAAGCAAAACAGACCAGACCACGUGACCAUCUUUACUCAACCGUCCAGAUCGAGGCGCGUGGCGAUUGGCUGGAGGAUUCGGGGUGACGUCACGUGUUGCUAAACAAACGCACGAUGUCAUCGGGAGACCGAGUAAAGUAAAGCAAAGCCUCCGGACCAUCAGGAUCGCAUGUGAGCGCUUCCCCAUUACAGGGAGUGGAUGAAGAUUGACGUCAUUGUUAACCUCAUGGCAUGCAGUAAAACGGACGACGGUCACUGUCACGUGAUUGCGAUACAGCACUCCUCUUCCGAACCUCACAUUCACCGGAUCGCCAUGGAGAGAAGGUGCGACCUGCACAGGUGGUGCUCGUCCCCCGCUCACCUGUCCGACAGCUCCUACUUUAUCUUGAGUGCUGCACAUCCCUGCUCCUCCGUUAGGAACGUCGCCACGCAGACGGUGGACAGAAGUCAGUCAGAAAACGCACACAGGCAGCACUCGCCUAGGACAUCGGAGGGUCCUCUACCGGAUUUGGUACAAGCGAGGUCCACGAGAGAGAGGAGAAGUAACAUGGCGUACGCGGGGAGGAUGUUGAGAAGUAUGGCUGACGAUUUUGAUUCCUAUUCUCGAAGCACACUUCAAGCCGAACUUGAGGGUUUCUCUCCGCUCAGCUGGUUGAGAAGUCUUUACCAUUUGAUCUUUCGGUGACCGUGACCGAAGGAGUGAUAAAGAACCCCGUCCUUUUUUUAGUAUUUCAGUCACGUUGGUGACUUCGACUGCCAUGGACAAUUAUGAGAACCCGUUGAACACGUUUGCAAAAGUGAAUUUCACUUUCUUUUUUUUUUUUAUUUGGUCCUUUUCUUUUCGAAAACGUAACAUUACUUUCCACUUCCAAAAAAAAAACCACCAACCCAACAGAUUGAAAUUUUCGUGUCUGUGCCAGUCAACAUCAUUAAUAUAUAUAUAUACACAUUAGCAGGCUAAAUCUAGUCACUUUUUGGUCACACGAGCUCCUUCCCAACAUCGAAGGGGGCUCCCAUUUUCCUCCUCGAUGAUCCGGAAUUUUCGGAUAUUCGAGGUGAGCUCCUACUUAAUGCUUCUCUACUUUUAAUGACUCCUUCCCAACGGUUCCCUCUCGCAAUCUACACUGCCAAAACGAACAAAUUUGCCAAAAAAAAUAUACCCGUUUAGACUAAAAAAAAAAAAAAUUGCCAAUUUUUAGCUUCAUCCCAAAAUAGGUGCCAUUUUUAUUAUUAUUAUUUCUUUGUAAUCUCUUAAUUAUUUCUAAUUAUUAAACCGCAAAUAAACAAAAAAAAA
Messenger RNA from Centruroides sculpturatus (bark scorpion), 4809 nucleotides. RefSeq names its product protein lin-52 homolog (gene lin-52). The record is from RefSeq and is a predicted model, not a curated record. The coding region runs from base 3715 to 4200 and encodes 161 amino acids. Lineage: Eukaryota; Metazoa; Arthropoda; Arachnida; Scorpiones; Buthidae. Gene Ontology annotation, cellular component: DRM complex. The transcript is spliced from 4 exons. Gene Ontology annotation, biological process: regulation of DNA-templated transcription.